This is a messenger RNA of Adineta steineri, 1050 nucleotides long. Lineage: Eukaryota; Metazoa; Rotifera; Eurotatoria; Adinetida; Adinetidae. The record is from the annotation of a GenBank genome assembly.
AUGUCUAAUACAAGUGAAUUAAACAAUAUUAUUCUUUCACUUAGUCAAUAUUUAGCAAUAUAUGUAUCAACACCUAUAGGUAUUUUAGGUUUAGCUGGAAAUAUUUUCAGUAUUUUAAUUUUUACACGUCCUUCACUUGUCAAAAAUCCAUGUUCAAUUUAUUUAUUGAGUUCAGCAAUUGCAAAUUUAGGUUUUAUUAUCUUUGGCAUAAUGGCACAUUUUCUUUCCCAAGGCUUCGGAAUUGAUCCUUCUACUUAUAAUUUAGCAUAUUGUCGAAUUCGCUAUUUUAUUCUUAAUAUAUCAUUAUUUCUCUCAAUAUGGUUUGUAACAUUAGCUGGUAUUGAUCGUUAUUGUGUUAGUUCUCGAAAUAUUCGUCGUCGGCAAUUAAGCAAUGUGAAAUAUGCACGUUAUAUAGUUGUUUUAACUACAUUGUUUUUUUUAGUUCUUUAUUGUCAUGAACUUGUUUUUUUUACAAUUGAACAACUCAGCACUGGUCCAUUUUGUUAUGCUCAAUCAGGCACUUAUAGAAUUUUUCAUGAUUUUCUUUAUUUUGUUGUAUAUUGUUUAAUACCGCCUAUAAUUAUGAUUAUUGUUGGAUUCGGAAUUGUUUAUAAUAUUCAUCAAGCUCGAGGACAGAUUCAUCCGUUAACAACAAAUAAUAUGAAUACUAAUCAAUUAAGAAAAAAUAAUCGACAAUUGGUUAAAAUGUUAUUGAUUCAAUUCAUUGUCACUGUUUCAUUAAUAUUACCUCUUGCAAUUGACAAACUAUAUUCAACAUGUACACAAAAUGUAAUAAAAAGUCUUUAUCGAUUGACAAUUGAAAAUUUUAUUCAACAAAUAUUGCAACUAUUUAUAAAUAUUAAUGGUAGUAUAAGUUUCUUCGUGUUCACUCUAUCUGGAAGUGUAUAUCGAAAAGAAAUGGGUCGAAUUAUUGGCAAAAUAAUUAGUUUUCUAUUUGGUACGAACAGUUCAAUACAUCAAAAAUUCCAAAGAUUUAUUCAUAUUACACCAAAUAUUCAAUUAAUAACUAUGAAACAAACAACAAUUUAA